Miscanthus lutarioriparius is the source of this 645-nucleotide messenger RNA. The record is from the annotation of a GenBank genome assembly. NCBI's taxonomy places the organism in Eukaryota, Viridiplantae, Streptophyta, Magnoliopsida, Poales, Poaceae.
AUGGACUUCGUCGCGGCCGCCGCGAUCGCCACCACCUCCCGCUCUCUCCCGCUCCCCUUCUCCUCUACCCCGCUCCACCGCCGGCGCCGUGCCGCCUUCCUCCCCGUCGCCGCCUCCAAGCGUCACGACGACGAUGAGGAGGCCGCCAAAGGCAAAGGGUCCGGCUCGGGGCCGGGGCGCGAGCCCACCAGCCUGGCGCCGUACGGCGGGCUCUCCAUCUCGCCGCUCUCCAAGGACGCAGCCAUGGGACUGGUGGUGAGUGCUGCCACGGGGAGCGGCUGGACGACGGGAUCGGGGAUGGAGGGCCCCCCGACGGCGAGCAAGGCCGGUGCGGCGGGCAGGCCGGAGGUGUCAACGCUGCCUUGGUCCCUCUUCACCAAAUCACCGCGGCGGCGUAUGCGGGUGGCCUUCACCUGCAACGUGUGCGGGCAGCGCACGACCAGGGCCAUCAAUCCUCAUGCCUACACCGAUGGAACUGUGUUUGUUCAGUGCUGUGGUUGCAAUGUGUUCCAUAAGCUGGUUGACAACCUGAACCUGUUUCAUGAGAUGAAGUGCUACGUUGGUCCAGACUUCCGCUACGAAGGAGACGCUCCAUUCAACUACCUUGACAGAAACGAGGAUGGCGACACUAUCUUCCCCCUUUAA